Lactuca virosa is the source of this 1861-nucleotide messenger RNA. Lineage: Eukaryota; Viridiplantae; Streptophyta; Magnoliopsida; Asterales; Asteraceae. The record is from the annotation of a GenBank genome assembly.
AUGUUUGCUUCAAUUUCAAUAGAUGAUGUUAGAGAUGAAGAGGAAGAGAAGGUAGUGAAUGCUUUUCGCCAACUCUUGAUUGAAAAAGACUUACUUCCUCAUCGUCAUGAUGAUUACCACACGUUAUUAAGAUUCUUGAAGGCAAGGAAAUUCGAUAUUGACAAGGCAUUUCAAAUGUGGACUGAAAUGCUCAAUUGGAGGAAAGACUUUGGCGCUGAUUCUAUCUUAAAGGAUUUUGUAUAUAAUGAAUAUGAAGAGGUUCAAAGCUACUAUCCACACGGGUAUCAUGGGGUAGACAAAGAGGGACGACCUAUUUACAUUGAAAGACUAGGAAAAGUGGACCCCACUAAGCUUAUGAAUGUCACAACGGUUGACAGGUUUUUAAGGUACCAUGUACAAGGUUUUGAGAAAGCUUUUUCCGAGAAGUUUCCAGCAUGUUCUGUUGCUGCUAGAAGACAUAUAGAUUCUUGCACAACCAUAUUGGAUGUUCAUGGCAUGAAUUGGAUGAGUUUUGGGAAAGUUGCACAUGAUUUGGUUAUGCAGAUGCAAAGAAUAGAUGGAGAUAACUAUCCUGAGACAUUACAUCAAAUGUACAUUGUUAAUGCGGGUAACGGGUUCAAGUUAUUAUGGAAUACUGCAAAAGGGUUUCUUGAUCCAAGAACAACAUCGAAAAUACAUGUUCUUGGCACCAAGUAUCAGAACAAGUUGUUGGAAGUUAUCGAUUCAAGCCAAUUACCCAGUUUUCUUGGUGGAACAUGUUCAUGCCCUAAUGAAGGUGGAUGCUUGAGGUCAGACAAAGGUCCUUGGCAUGAUCAAGAAUUGAUGAAGUUAAUUAGCACGGAUGAUUCAGAUAAAAAUGGUAGAUUUUAUGAUGAUUCUAAUCUAGAGGUGAAGUCAAUUGUUUCCGAGACCACAAAUCGUGAAGUCUCCCAUGAGUCUGUAUUCCAAACCCGUGCUCCAAGAAGAUCAAUGUCUCUUCAUCUAAGGAACUCGGUAAACAAGCCGCCUGUUUCCAAUAAAACAAGAGUUGAUCGAGUGGUUUCUAAUACUCAAAUAGAUGUUACUCCGAGAAAUGACGUGACACGAACAAGAACGAUGGAAGAAGAAUCAACUGUAAAGAAAGCUUUUGGGUUUAUAUAUGAAGUUUUAGUGUAUACGUUUCUUCUUAUUUUUGGGUUGUUGAAACUUUUAGCAACAAACAUCAUGAAAUUGUUAAAAAACGAGGAAACUUCUUCACCCCAAUUUGUGAAUGAUUCGAGUCGUCUAGAAAAGGAAAAAGAGCUUUUGCAUCCGUGUGAGGAGAAAUUGAAAAAACUUGAAGCAAUGGUGGCUGAGCUUUCAAGUAAACCUUCUAGAAUCCCACAAGAAAAAGACGAAAUGCUUGUUGAAUCGAUGAAUCGUAUAAGAUGCAUGGAGUAUGACUUGCAAAAAACAAAAAAAGCUUUAUUUGCAACGGCUUCAAAACAAAUGGAACUUGAGGAGUCGAUUGAGACGUUAAGAGGGGACACGUUAAAUAAAACAAAUUCGUGUUGGGUGAGACGUACAAAAUCAGCCUCGAGUGGAAGAUGGCAGUGAUCAAUGAUCAUACUUACAAUACUUACAUACACAAAAAUGUGAUAGAAAAAUACAAAUUUUUUCUUGGAAUUUUGAUAAUUUCAAAGGCAAAUAUCGUUGAAGGUUUUCUAUUUGGUUCUUUAAGCCAUAUGAAUACUUGUUCAUAGAUAGUUUACAUAGAAAGAGAUAAUUCGCCAAGAAGAACAUGUCGACAGGAAUGAAUAGGUUGAUGUGUUGUUUAUGGCGAAAAUGAUUACUUUUUCAUUUUAGAAUGUAAUGUUCCAAGAAGUUUAUAAUUCAUAAUGGU